Aethina tumida (small hive beetle) is the source of this 1674-nucleotide messenger RNA. Its product is annotated as gelsolin. Bases 93 to 1544 code for a protein of 483 amino acids. Gene Ontology annotation, molecular function: actin filament binding; phosphatidylinositol-4,5-bisphosphate binding. Gene Ontology annotation, biological process: actin filament severing; actin polymerization or depolymerization; barbed-end actin filament capping. The record is from RefSeq and is a predicted model, not a curated record. Lineage: Eukaryota; Metazoa; Arthropoda; Insecta; Coleoptera; Nitidulidae. Gene Ontology annotation, cellular component: cytoplasm; actin cytoskeleton. The transcript has 6 exons.
GGAUUUUAGAUAACGAAAUAAACGUUUCCUAUCUACGGUAUUAAAAACGUUAUCUGCGCAGGACCCCGUACAUUAAUACGUGAAACUUUUAAAUGUUGUUACCGGCCUUCAAAAACAUGGAACCCGCAUUCGAGAACGCCGGUAAAAAGGAAGGCAUCGAAAUAUGGAGGAUUGAGAACUUCAAACCAGUACCAUACCCAACCAAUGACUAUGGUAAAUUCUACACCGGAGACUCCUACAUCAUCCUGAAGACGUCAAAAAGCCUCCGCGAUUGGGACUUGUUCUUCUGGCUGGGCAAGGAGACAACGCAAGACGAGUCCGGCUCGGCCGCAAUCCUCACCGUCGCCUUGGACGACCAGCUUGGCGGUGGUCCGAUAGAAUACAGGGAGAUUCAGGAGCACGAGUCCCAGAAGUUCCUCUCGUUGUUCCCCAGAGGCAUCAGGUACUUGCCUGGUGGUGUCACUUCCGGGUUUAAUACGUACGUCGAAACCAAAGAGACGAGGCUCUUCCAUGUCAAAGGCAAAAGGAAUGUCAGGGUUAAGCAGGUCACUCCUAACAUUUCUUCUAUGAACCAAGGCGACUGUUUCAUUUUGGAUACUGGGGAUUUGAUUUAUGUUUAUAUAGGUGAGAAGAGUAGGAACAUUGAGAAGAUUAAGGCCAUUGAAGCGGCUCAGGCCGUAAGAGAUCAGGACCACGCAGGAAAAUUGAAAAUAGAAAUUGUUGAUCAAUAUAGCCCAGAGGAAGAUUACUCUAACUUCUUCAAUGCCUUGGGAGGUGGUAGCAGGAGCGCAGUACCAGAUGCCACCGACGAUGACGAUCAACUAUUCGAACUGGAAGAGGAGAACGUCAUCAGUUUGUACCAAGUAUCCGACGCUUCAGGCAACCUGGAUGUCAAAAAAGUUGGAGAAAAACCGCUUGAACAGUCAAUGCUGGACAGUGACGACUGUUUCAUCCUGGACACAGGCGCCAUCGUUUUCGUAUGGAUUGGCAAAGGCUGCACUCCUCAAGAAAGACGCGAGUCCAUGAACAUCGCCGACAAGUUCUUGAAGUCCAAGAACCGUCCGCAGUGGACUAAAAUUCAAAGAAUUAUUCAAGGUACCGAACCUGGUGCGUUCACCCAAUACUUCGUUAAAUGGAGGGCUACCACUGACCGCAAGAAGACUUUGGUCCGCGCCGACAGCACUCUCUCCGAUGCCGACUGGGAACCUAGACUGAUACACGCCAUGAUUCCCACCAAAGGAGGCAAAUUCAAAAUUGAAGAAUUAUUCGACUUUACACAGAGCGAUCUUAACGAAGAUGAUAUCAUGUUACUGGACCACGGUCCUAAACUCUUUGUUUGGAUUGGUAAAGGUGCAGAUGAAGAGGAGCGUGCUCAAUGUGAUAAACUUGCACAGAACUACGUUAAGAGUCUGGCACGUAGCGGUGUGGUUAUUAAAACCGUCCAUCAAGGACAAGAACCUGCUGACUUCAAAAAGGGAUUCCCAUCUUGGGAUCCAACGCUGUGGGACAACCAAGUGAGCUACAGAGAUAUCGUUAAGAAUUAAACCAAAGAACUUGUGAUUGUCUGUUUUUAUUCUUCAUUCAUUCAUAUUUUAUCAGUGUUAUAUUAAAUGUUAUUUUACUAUAUUUAUAUUAUGGCAAAUUUAUAUACUUAUAAAUAAACCAUUAAAAACA